GCCGGCAGCGCCGCGAGCUGAUUGGCCAGGCAGGUUGAGGGUGGGUGCCGCGGAUUGGUCCGGGCUGCGAGCUCAGCUGUGUGCAAGCGCGCCGGUCCCGGAGCCGGCGGCCUCAGUGAUGGACGAGACGAGUCCACUGGUGUCCCCCGAGCGGGCCCAACCCCCGGACUACACCUUCCCAUCCGGCUCGGGCGCUCACUUUCCGCAGGUGCCGGGGGGCGCGGUGCGAGUGGCUGCGGGGGCGGCAGCGGCCGGCGCGGUCCCCUCUCCGCCGGGCUCGCCGGGUCACGAUCGGGAGCGGCAGCCGCUGCUGGACCGGGCCCGGGGCGCGGCGGCCCAGGGGCAGACCCACGUCGUGGCGGCGCAGGCCCAAGCCCUGGCGGCCCAGGCCGCGGCGACGCACGCAGUGCAGGCCCACCGCGAGCGGAACGAGUUCCCGGAGGACCCCGAGUUCGAGUCGGUGGUGCGGCAGUCGGAGCUGGCCAUUGAACGCGGCAUCUUCCCGGAGCGGAUCUACCAGGGCUCCAGUGGAAGCUACUUCGUCAAGAAUCUUCAGGGGAAGAUCAUUGCUGUCUUCAAACCCAAGAAUGAAGAGCCGUAUGGACACCUUAACCCCAAAUGGACCAAGUGGCUACAAAAACUGUGCUGUCCCUGCUGCUUUGGCCGUGAUUGCCUUGUUCUCAACCAGGGUUAUCUUUCGGAAGCUGGUGCCAGCCUGGUGGAUCAGAAAUUGGAACUUAACAUUGUGCCACGUACAAAGGUAGUAUAUCUGGCCAGUGAGACCUUCAACUAUAAUGCUAUUGACCGAGUGAAGUCAAGAGGCAAGCGGCUUGCACUAGAGAAAGUUCCAAAAGUUGGGCAACGGUUUAACCGUAUUGGACUCCCGCCAAAGGUUGGUUCAUUCCAGCUCUUUGUGGAAAGCUACAAAGAUGCAGACUACUGGCUACGGCGUUUUGAAGCAGAACCUCUCCCUGAGAACACUAAUCGGCAAUUGCUGCUGCAGUUUGAGCGGUUAGUGGUGCUGGAUUACAUCAUCCGCAACACUGAUCGAGGCAAUGACAACUGGCUGAUUAAAUAUGACUGUCCCAUGGAUAGUUCUAAUUCUCGGGACUCUGACUGGGUGGUGGUGAAGGAGCCUGUUAUCAAGGUGGCUGCCAUCGACAAUGGGCUGGCUUUCCCCCUGAAGCAUCCCGACUCCUGGAGGGCAUAUCCUUUUUACUGGGCCUGGUUGCCCCAGGCGAAAGUCCCAUUCUCUCAAGAGAUCAAAGACCUGAUUCUUCCAAAGAUAUCUGACCCCAACUUUAUCAAGGACUUGGAAGAGGACCUGUAUGAACUCUUUAAGAAAGAUCCUGGUUUUGACAGGGGGCAGUUCCAUAAGCAGAUAGCAGUCAUGAGGGGACAGAUCCUAAACCUGACCCAGGCCCUGAAAGACAACAAGAGUCCCUUGCACCUCGUCCAGAUGCCACCUGUGAUUGUUGAGACGGCCCGUUCACACCAACGGUCUGCGAAUGAAUCCUACACACAGAGCUUUCAGAGUCGGAAGCCCUUCUUUUCCUGGUGGUAGCACCAGAGGUGGAAAAGGCAAAUUGUCUGAGACUUGGGCUGGGAGGAAGCCUGGGGAGCAGGUUGUAAGGAAAGCCAGAGGAGCAGGUGGAGAGCAGGACUUCUCCGAGCACUGGGAGAAGCACAGGCCAAGGGACGCUGCUUGCUCUUGGGCUUCGAUAAGUGCCAAGGAGGGCUGGAGCUCCUUGCAAGUAUUCCUGAUUCUGCGGAAGGAGAAUCCCCCCUCCUAGCAUCUCCUGUGAACUGGCCGGGAAAUCCCCUUUCCUCCCUGACACCCUACUGUUGCAAUUCCUUGUUAUAUUCUGCAUCAGAAAAAUGUAAUAAUAACAGAAAGAAGUUUAAAUGCUAGUAGCAAAACCCAGGCAGAAUCCUAGAUCCUCUUGUCAGAAGCCUCUGAUCCAGACCUAUAUUUGCAUGGGCCCAGACACUCGGGUGCCUGGCUGUUCCUCACCCCCAUGGACCAAGGCAGCUGGGUGACUCCAGAGCCACCUCCCUACUUUUUUUUUUUCCUCCUUUACCAAAUCGUCUUCCCUUUUCUCUCCCACCAGUGCAAUAGGCUGGCUGAGAGCCUCCAAACACACUUUCCAGAGCAGAGAUCCUUUUACUCUAGGAUUCCCAUCAGUUCUGCUUAUGGUCAUACUGAUGGCUCUGCUCCCUGUCUUCCUUGGGAUCCAGCCUUACUAGUUGAGAUAUGCAGCUUGCCUGCCACUGUCAAAGGCAGGAGUGGGGAAGUGGACUCACCAGCAUGUAGAAGUGAGUCUCAUGACCUAAGGAUAUGCUGGGAGCCCAGGGUAAAUGUAGCCUUGCUUCCUUGUGUCCUUGGCUCUAGUCAGAGAUGAUAAACUCUUCUAGUCCUCUCAUUUUCCCCUGUUGUUAUAUGUAUGAUUCCCCCCACCCCCUUUUCAGCUCUCUUGAUUUAGGAGUUUAGUUCUGGAUUCUGGGGCAGGUCUCAGCUAUUAACAGGACAAGAUAAUAGAUCCUUGGACUUCUUUUUAUUCUAUCACUGCUGCUUUGUGCAGGUAACAGAGCUUAUCUCUGCUUCCUAACCAGUGGCUUCCCUUUACUUCCUGACUUCUCGGCCCAGGCCAGUUUUCAAGCCUUCUUAAGAAAGGCAGGGCCCAGAGGAAAGAGGCCUUCACCUUGUCCCAGUGCCUGCCCGCCUCAGUGCAUCUUUCUUUUCCCAUGUCCAUUUCCUGAGCUGUCCCCCUUGCCAGUUGUCCAAGCCCUUUCUACACCAAAGCAAAGAAUGGCUUCAGGAGGGAGAAGAGAAGUUGCUUCUAUGGCCAAGGGAUAGCCCUGUGGUACUGGACACUUUAAAGUUCCUGGCACUCUGCCAUCGGUCAAUCAGCCUUGGAGAGAGACUAUCUUGAAGGUUUGACAAACCAAAGAAGGGGGGAGAGGACAAUGGCCAAGUACCCUUUGCCCAGCUCCUGCCAAUAGGAGGUAGAGCAGAGAUGUGCAGCCCUCUCAGCAGUGCCAAGUCAGUCUCCUUCCCCUCAGCCUCCAGGAACCAGCUUGUCCUGGGCUACCACCCUGCUAACAAGAAGAGUCUCCGCAACCAGUACACAUGUCCUCCCUGCGGAGAAGGCACAGCUUCCCACCUGUCCCAGCCCUGACAGUCCCAUUCAGCACCCCUGGACUUUGGCCUUAGCCUUGGGGAGUGGGUUUGUGAGAAUGCCUUGUCCUCAGACUGCAGGAGCAGCUGAGCUCCCAGGGCCUGAAGGGGAACUCUGCAUAGUCAUUUUACACAUGUGACAGCCCCUGUCAGGGGAACCUACGAUCUCUAAAGAGGAGCCUGGUUGCCUUGCACAGCCAGGCUGAUCUGCACAUUGUACCUAUCCUUAUCAGCUCUGUGACUGAGAGGAAAUUGGGGUCCACCCAUAUUAGAGGGGACUGGGCCCAGGCAUGGUGGGUGAAAGUGCCAGGCAUCCUUUCCUGGCCUGCCCAUUCCCCCCUGAAAUCUAUGCUCGAGUUGCCUUGAAUGUGGGCUUUUAGAGAGGCAGGGGUCCAGAGUGCCAGGAUAAGCCUUUGGGUGGCCCUCUGGCAGCCAUAGGCCCUGUCCCCUGUGUCAGGGAGAAGAGGCGGGGCUGAGAGAGUGCUGCUGCCUCGGUAUUGUUCUAAUGCACUGUAGAAAUUGUAUUUAAAUCAAUGCAAAUGUAUGAAGAACAAAUCCAAUUCUGA
Messenger RNA from Erinaceus europaeus (western European hedgehog), 3744 nucleotides. It is a transcript of the gene PI4K2A, whose product is annotated as phosphatidylinositol 4-kinase type 2 alpha. The transcript is spliced from 9 exons. The record is from RefSeq and is a predicted model, not a curated record. Bases 119 to 1564 code for a protein of 481 amino acids. Gene Ontology annotation, cellular component: plasma membrane; lysosomal membrane; endosome. Lineage: Eukaryota; Metazoa; Chordata; Mammalia; Eulipotyphla; Erinaceidae. Gene Ontology annotation, molecular function: 1-phosphatidylinositol 4-kinase activity. Gene Ontology annotation, biological process: phosphatidylinositol phosphate biosynthetic process; Golgi organization; endosome organization.